UCGGCACAGUACGCGCCCAGCGCCUACGCGGUUCGUCGCGGUGCUCCGUCGUGCUCGUUCGUCGUCGUCGCUGGUGGUGCAUACAGUUUUUUUUUUCUUCUCGUCGAGUCGAAUUUUUCGAGUAACUCGUGCGUGUCCAUCGACGGGCAAGGGUGGCCGAGCAGGAGAGAGAAAGAGAGAAAGACUGGAACGAGUAGACGUCGUUUCAGUUCGCCCGCAACCGCCGCCGCAGCCGCUGGUGUCGCCGUUCUUUUCUCGAACCGGCUCGCGACAAAUCGUCUUUUGCUCUUUGCGUCGGUGCGUACAGUGGUGGAAGAAGAACCGUCUGGCCACGGGAUUUUACACGUUCGCGAAUACUGGCUGCCGCGACUCUCUGUCUGGCUUCCGGAGCUGGCUCUCCACGUUCCGCUAGGUAACGCUUUCCCAGUUCUGAUAUUCUCUGGCAUUCGAAUUCGUGGACUUAAAACAGUUCAGGCUGGUCAGCAUGAUAUGAUAGCAGCGACCCAAGCAAUCUCCCCUGAAAGAUGAAGAAUCCUUACCUGCUCGCGUGCUUCCUGCUGCUGCCUCUGGUGCUGGGGCUGACCCUGCAGGAGGACGAUCUGGUGUUCGACGACAUCGGCGAAGACAGCUCCAGCUCCAGCACCGCGGCCACCGUGAACAGUCGUCGUUUCGACCUGGCGUUCGACGAUGUCGGCGAAGACGGCGCCAGCACAGCGGCCACCGCGAUCAAUCGUCGAUUCAACGACCUGAGAACGAGCUGGCGUGACCAUAAACGGCCGUACGACACCGACAAGCACCAGGUCGAGAGGCUGUGGGGCGUGCCCCACGUCGUGGUCCCGGUCGGCCACGUACUCAAGCUGAGGAUCCCCCAGCAACCUUUCACCGAACCCGCGGAUUAUUAUCAGCUGGUAGACUCGAAUGGAAAACAGCUGACGCGAUGGCUGUACUGGGACGACGCGGCGUCGACCCUGUUGGGCGUGCCGUCGAAAAAGGACGUGGGUAGUCAUCGGUUGAGCAUCAAGGCCAUCGGAAUGCACGGGGAGACCGUGAAGGACCUGUUCGUCGUGCAGGUCGUUCCCGAGAAGCACGAGGAACUGAAGCACAGGGAUGGAAAGACCCACUGCAACAAAGGGGAGGAUCAGACGCUCUUGACGUUGUUUCUGGACACGAGGUUCGACAACCUCUCGCCGUUGGACCGAGUCAAUACCAUCGAUAAUCUCGCUGGAUUCUUGGGACUUCACGUGAGCGCGUUUUCCAUGCACCCUCAAAGCGCCAAAGAGAACUUGAACAUGGACAGCUCGGUGAUCCUCAGCGGACCUGGAAACGCGAAACAUCGUAAAGAGAAACACCUCACCGCGGUACAGUGGCAGGUCGGUUGCGAUGAUCAUUUGUGGAGACAUCAGACGGAUUUGGUGAAGCGAUUGCGGGAUCAAGCGAGGGACGGAACACUGGCCGAGGUUAUGCAACAUCCGGUCUUACUGUGGCGCGUGAAGACGGAUAUGAGCCCCUUGUCGAGGAAUCGCAGGGACGUUGGUUCCGGAAACUUCGAAUACGACGAAUACGACGAGGAUUACAACGACGAGUACGAUGAUGACGAGAAGGACAGCGAGGACGACGAAGACUCGCAGGUGCAACCAACGUUUGUGCCAGAGACGAACUCUCCCAGGGAAAGCCUAGGAUCGGAACAUCCUCACAGGCACCAUCACGGGGAAGAGUCUAUCAAUUGGAAUACGGAGGAGAUCGAGGAAAUGAUUCCAAUGGUGAACCAGACGAACGUAUCGGAGAACGCUGUGAACAGAACGACCACGGACACGUCCUCCGGCACAACAACCACUGAACUUACAUCACCACCAUCAACCACCCCAACAACAACCACCGUCAUGACGUUUACCUCAACAACAACCUCGACAACCACCACCCAACAACCACCGUCAACGGCCACUGGUACCACCACCACUAGCACAACAACGACUACCACAAUAGCCGAUACAACAACAACAACUAGCGUACCGACCACCAUUGCACCGACGACAGAACCAUCGCGGCCAGAGACCACCGAGGAGUGGAUGGAGAACACCAGACACGAGAACGAAUCUAUAAACGUCUCGUCCGCCAUUAUUCCAGAAACCACCACCACCACCAUCCUCCCUUCGGUAAUCGUUCCUCAUUCUAGCACAGUUGGAACGCCCACGACCGUCGUCGAGAGGACGGAGACGGACGUCAACGGUGGUACCGUGAAUACCACCACGGAGGAGCCAACGGAACAUUCGUCAGUGCCCAUGAUGAAUCAGACCACUACUACUCAAGUACCCGUCACAACACUCUCACACAACAUGACAACUUUCGUGCCCACGAUUACCAGUACACAAGCAACAACACUUGUGAAGAACAUCACCACAACACCCAUGACAACGCCCACACAAAUGCGAACACUACCACCUACCACAUCCACCACCGACACGUACAUUGAAAUGACUCCAACCAUCGUCAACACAACAACAUCCAGCACCACCAUCAGUAUGACCGUCAGCACUCCGACAACGACCAACGCGACCGUCGAACCACCCAGAGUGAACACGGUGACCGUGGAGUACAAGCCUCAAAACUUCCCGCCGAGACAGGACAGAAGAUUGAAGAAGAUACCGGUGACCGCUGGAAAACCAUUGAGCUACGUCAUACCAUCCAACACGUUCAGCGACCUCGAGGAUGGGGACACCAGGAGUCUGAGGCUGAACUUGUACUUACAAGGAGCGCCUCUAAAGAGCACCCAUUGGCUUCAAUUCAAUCAGAACACGCAGGAAGUUUAUGGACUCCCAUUGGAGAACGACAUAUCAACCUGGACGUACGAAUUGGUCGCCGCUGAUACCGAAGGCCUGAACGUGACCGAUAGGCUGGACAUUCACGUGCAACAGCACAAGCUCAGUCGCAGCGUGAAUCACGAGUUUAGUAUUUACCUGAGGAUCGAGAAACGUACAGAUUUUCCCACCGACGUGGACUGGGAACUGAAGGUGAUUCGAAGUAUAGCCGAAGUGUACGGAGAUAGCGAUACCAGACACAUUACCGUUCGAUCGGUGGACAUCGAUCGCGAGCAAGCUAUUUUCACUUGGACCAACGAUAGUUUGCCAAGGAGCAGCGAGUGUCCCAAGGAAUAUAUCGACAACCUGUUGAACGUGCUGAUCGACAGAACCGGUGAUCCUAGCGCAGCGUUGAGGACCGUUCUUCAACCCGAGAUCAGGGUGAAGAGAGUGAUCUACCAGGGUAUUGGACAGUGCGAAGACAUAGGUCGUCCAGAGCCGCCUAAAGUUUCCACUCAGGAGCCUAAGUCCAACUUCCCGCCAGUACCGAGGAAUCAAGUGGACCUGGUUAACGCUACCGUUGGGCAGCUUCUCGUGUUCAAAGUGCCGGAGGAUACCUUCUACGACGCUGAGGACGGUUCUGCACGAAACAUGCGGAUGUCUCUUUUGACUAUCGACCGCACGCCUAUCCCACCCCACGAGUGGUUGCAGUUCGAUGGCAAGAACCAGGAGUUCUAUGGCGUCCCUAUGCGCAGUGAUGUUGGACGCAAGGAGUACCAACUGGUUGUCACCGAUAAAGAUGACGCGAGUGCCACGGAUGGCCUAGUCGUAGUCGUCCAUCCAGCGCCCCUCGUGCACCAUACGGUCGAGUUCUCGAUGACCUUGGACAUCCCAUACGAGUCCUUCGCGCACUCCGCCCUGCAGAAGCGUAACUUCAUCGAGAAGUUGCGCGAUCUCUACCAAGACAGAGACACCUCCGCCAUAUCGUUGCACAGUAUAUCGAACGGUAGUACGGUGAUCACGUGGCACAAUAGAACCCUUCCCACGUCGUACUGCGCGCACGAGGAGGUGACCAGACUACGAGCUGUCCUGGUGAACGAUAACGAUCGUCGAUCGGUGACGGACGAGGUCCUGGACAUCAUGGGCCAGAAGUUCCCCGUUAAACAGAUCACGGUGGUCCCGAUGGGCAUCUGCGUGGGCGAAGUACCACCCCACGUUCACUCGCCGGAUAACAACGUUCCACCCGUGGACGAUUCCACCUCGGUCGGGGCAUUCCACGACGACUAUCUGAUCACAUUCGUUCUGCCCGCUAUAAUCAUAGCCGCGAUGCUCAUUCUGGCGGGCAUAAUCGCCUGCGUGCUCUACAGACGAAGACGUAGCGGGAAGAUGAGCGUCAGCGAGCAAGACGACGAGAGACAGAGCUUCCGCAGUAAAGGGAUACCGGUGAUCUUCCAGGACGAACUGGAUGAGAAGCCAGACCCAGGUAACAAGUCGCCGGUCAUUUUGAAGGAAGAGAAACCACCCUUACCACCCCCCGAAUAUCAGAAAACCGAGGACGGAGCGGACGUGCCGAUGUUGCCAAAGGAGAAUUCAGAGGAACCGUACCAGCCGCCGCCGCCAUUCGCCACGAACCGCGACACCAAUCGUCAGAAUCGUCCCAAACCUACCCCAACGUACAGGAAACCCCCUCCUUACGUACCCCCCUAACAAAAUACGGUCCAUUCGCCCACGCGCAAAUAUAUGCUAGCGAUGCUCGGAGACUCCCCAAUACACACGCAAAACCAAAACAAUUAUCAGAAGAAACCUCAGCUCGCCGUUGACCUCGACGGCUGUGGAUCUCUGAACGUAUACAGCAAUCUCUAAGGCUUUCGUUCGUCCGGUAUGAUCGGUACAUCGUAGAUGAAAAGAUAUUCACGUUGAGAGAAAA
Messenger RNA from Colletes gigas, 4722 nucleotides. Its product is annotated as dystroglycan-like. Gene Ontology annotation, cellular component: dystroglycan complex; sarcolemma; dystrophin-associated glycoprotein complex. Gene Ontology annotation, molecular function: calcium ion binding; laminin binding. Gene Ontology annotation, biological process: nerve development; morphogenesis of an epithelium; muscle attachment. The record is from RefSeq and is a predicted model, not a curated record. The transcript is spliced from 16 exons. Lineage: Eukaryota; Metazoa; Arthropoda; Insecta; Hymenoptera; Colletidae. The coding region runs from base 525 to 4502 and encodes 1325 amino acids.